AUGAAAUUUAUAUCGAUUUCUUCAUAUCUAUCAUUUAAAUUAUCUAUCAAUUUAUCUACUGGCCUUUAUCUAUUUAUAUCUAUUCCUCUGUUCCUCUCUAGAUACGUAUCUCAAUUUCUUCCUCUCUAUCUCAGUCCGUACCGAGCUUUUUUAUCUGUCUGCUUCCCUUACCAUUCAUUUCAAAUUCGGUUCGCCCACUCGAAUUUCACCAUCACCUACACAUCGCCUAUAGUUCUCUUUCUUCUUCAUUUUCUUUCUCCCUCUUUCUCUCUCAGUUUUUUUUUUCUUCCUUUUUUCAUUUCUUCUUUUUUCUUUUCUUGUUUAUUUUUCUUCUUUCGAUGGCUGUUUCUAAUUUUAUUUUUCUUUCACUUCGUUUUUAUUUUCUUAUACAUUUUCUAUAAACCCUUUUCUUCUCAUAAUCAUUCUUUCUGUGUUUUUAAGCUCCUCUCCUUCCUUCCUUCCUUCCUUCCUUCCUUCCUUUCUUUCUUACUUUCUUUCUUUCGCCAUUUCCUAAUCGCCUUACGCCUUACUAUUUUCCCCUUUUUUACUCUUCUUCUUCGUUUUCUUCUUCCUCUUUUCCUUCUUCCUCUUUUCCUUCUUCUUCUUCUCUGCAACUCCUUUUCCUUUCUCUUCUCUCUUUUUUCUUAUAGAUUUAUCUCUAAUUCAUUCUCAUUUAUUUUAAGUGUUGAUCUUGCUGUUUUGUUAACGUUUCUUUUAGGUAUUCAUUUACUUUUACUGGCAAUCUCCAUUUUUUUUUUGUUUUCGUAUUAUUCUUUUUCUUUCUUUCUCGCAAACUUUCACCAUUUUGUCUCUUCACUUUUGCACUUAUUCUUUCUUUCCUUCUUUCCUUCUUUAUUUUUCUUUUCAUUGCGCUUCUUCUUUAAAUUUCCACAUCUAUUUAUUUCAUCCUCCAUUGGCCGCUUUCUUUUUUCAUCUUCUUUCUUUCUUUCUUUCUUUCUUACGCUCUCUCUCUCUCACUCUCUCUCUCUCUCUCUCUCUCUCUCUCUCUCUCUUUCCUUAUUUCUUUUUUUCUCUUUCUUUCUUUCUUUCUUUCUUUCUUUGUAG
Molecule: messenger RNA, 1065 nt
Organism: Acanthosepion pharaonis
Lineage: Eukaryota; Metazoa; Mollusca; Cephalopoda; Sepiida; Sepiidae
Source: the annotation of a GenBank genome assembly